AUGCUUCCCGUCGUUAGUUUUAUUGGAUUUUUGGCAAGUGGAAAGGGCUCAUUAGGCUCUAAGCUUGCCGAUCAGUUUAGUCUAUAUCACUUGGUCGUCCCAGAUUUGCUCAAUUCGUUGAGCAACUCUCGCAACAAUGGCCAAAAGACCGUAAAGAAGUAUAUCCACGACUACGUCCUGGGUGGAGGUAACAUCCCGGCUGAUCUCUGCACCGAGCUCAAACCGUUUAUGAACCAGACCGUUGAGACCGUGAUGGAUGACUUCUACUCUCGUGGAGAAGCGAUUCCCUUAGGUAUCCUUCUUCCGGCUCUACACAAGAAGAUCGAACUAGUCAGUGAGGAAGGUAAGCAUAGAGCCAUCCUGCUAGACGGCUUCCCUCGGCAGUUGAGCGAUCUGAAGGCUGCCCAGCAUGUCUUCGGCAAGACACUUCCUGAUCUUACUAUCUGGAUCGAUUGCCCCGAAGAAGUUGCGCGAUCCCGCUACUCUAGGCGUCAUCGCGAUAGAUUCGAGAAACAAGUCGCCUAUUUCAAGGAACAUAUCCCUCUCUUGCUCCCCGAGUUAGAGCGUACUGGGCUCGUAAGGAGUGAAAGUGAUGAUUCUAUGACCGUCGAAAAAGCGUACAUCAGACUUCUCACUCGUCUUUACGACAAUCGAACUUGGUUUAACAUCGUAAGUUCCUAGGAAGACUGUCCCUGGCCGGCUACCUAUCUCCUGUCGCGUGUAGAAUAAAUACCUAGACAGCCCCUUAAACAGAACAAGCUCCCUAAUAAAAAAACAUAAAAUACCUAUUAAUGAUAUCGAGAUCCACUGUGACUUGAAAAUACUUCUCGAGUGAACCCCUAAACAACACUCCUUCAAAUCCCCAGCCAGCACAUCACGAAAAACCCCUCCCCUCCUUCGUAUCUCCUUACAAGUUACCCCUAUCCUCGUAUCAUCAGCAGAGAGCACC
Messenger RNA from Annulohypoxylon maeteangense, 949 nucleotides. RefSeq lists its product as uncharacterized. The transcript has a single exon. Gene Ontology annotation, biological process: nucleobase-containing compound metabolic process. Gene Ontology annotation, molecular function: AMP kinase activity; ATP binding. The record is from RefSeq and is a predicted model, not a curated record. The coding region runs from base 1 to 681 and encodes 226 amino acids. Gene Ontology annotation, cellular component: cytoplasm. Lineage: Eukaryota; Fungi; Ascomycota; Sordariomycetes; Xylariales; Hypoxylaceae.